UCAUCUCAAAUAAGAAUAGUGCAAGUUGCAGUGCAACGACGACGGCUAAAGUGGUGCUUUAUUAUGUCUGUGAACUGUGGUGUGCUAGGAAUAGGAGACAUAGGGGCAUUAUAGCGUAUCAAAGAGAUUCAAUCUAUUUCCAGUUAAAUCGUUAAAUUGUUAAGUCGCGUCGGUUCGGUAUCGGUAGAAAAGCAGAGCAGAGCAGAGCAGAGCUCGUUUUAAAUUCAUGGACAGAUGAUAGAUAACUUUUAAAGGUUCCAGAAAACAAGGCUUUCUCUAUUAGUAUGGGUGGUAGUGGUGGUAGCUACGGUUUUUAUAAUAUUAUCGUCGCAUCGGUCGUCCGUCGUAUGUCGCCGACUCAACUUUAGCUCCCAUUUAAUCUUUUUUUUGCUGUGUUCCUUAUGGUCCGCACAAGCCAAAGCCAGCCCGCCUCAAAGCCUUGUUUCUGCUUCUCUUAACACUCUUCUCUCGCGUCGUCGUUGUCUCGUCUCGAUUCGUCUCGUCGUUAUCGUUGUUGUUGUCGUCGCCGUCGCCGUUGUCGUUGUCGUCGUCAUCGUCUUUAUCGUCUUCGUCGUAGUUUUCAAAUCAAAAGCUCUUAGAAUUUCAAGUAAAUUCAACAAACGAAGUAAAAUAGUUAUAUAAAUAUUUUAUACAUAUGCCAGCUAUAUAUACAAAAAUAAAAAUAUUGGAAAUUAGACUGAAUCUGUGAAUUUUGUUAUUCUAAAAAAAUAAAACAACAAAAAUUAAGAAAACAUCGCCCGAUUUCAUUGUGAUUUAAAAACAAAAAAAAAAAAACAAAAAAAAACUGUUUUGUGAUAGAGAGUGAUAUGGUGUUGACAUUUGUGUGAAAUCUAUAGAAGCACCCACAGGUCAUGUAUCACAUCAUCACUCUAAGCUUUAAUACCAAAAAGGAAUAUAUUUUAUGAGAAAAAAGUCGUAACUUCUUUUCUUUUGAGACUCAUUUAAAUUAACAUAAAUAUUCAUAGCGGAAUCGAUCUACAGAAGAAUAAAAUAUAUAUAUAAAUAUAUAUCAACAUAAAUACUAUUUAAAGAUAACUAUUAUACACAGUAAUUCAAAUACUUUCAUGCGUCAAUAUUACACAAGAUAUAUUAAAUAUUUGAUUAAAAAAGUGCAAUAAAUGUUUUUAGUAUUUUUUUCUUUUUUAAUUUAUUGUUGAUGAAGUGAAAAUAAAGAUAAACUUAUAAUUAUUAUAAAUUUGUUGUUCAAAAAAGAUCAUAAUAAAAACGACAACAACGAACGAAUUGUUAAUAUAGAAAUUUUAUAAUUAGAAAAGUGAAUUUCAUACGAGAUAAAGUUCUAAAAAUGCCACUUUUUGGCAAAAAGGACUCGGGUAAAAAAAGCAAAAAGGAAACUAAAGAUCUCAAUAAACAAAUCUCAAUUGAAGAUAAAUAUAAUCUUCAAGGAUUACUUGGAACUGGUGCCUUUUCAGAAGUUCGUUUAGCUGAGAGCAAAGACAAUCCUGGACAACAUUAUGCGGUUAAGAUUAUCGAUAAAAAAGCAUUAAAAGGAAAAGAAGAUUCACUCGAAAAUGAAAUCAAAGUUCUACGAAGGUUCAGCUCCAAUCAAAAUGAUCCGGAUGGACCUAGUGGACCGCGGCUUACACAUCCGAACAUAGUACAGCUGCUGGAAACUUAUGAGGACAAAUCGAAAGUGUACCUAGUAAUGGAAUUAGUUACCGGCGGUGAGCUUUUUGAUCGAAUUGUUGAAAAAGGAUCGUACACCGAAAAAGAUGCUGCCGAUUUGAUAAGACAAGUUUUAGAAGCUGUAGAUUAUAUGCACGAACAAGGUGUUGUACAUAGAGACCUUAAACCCGAAAAUCUUUUAUAUUAUAGCGCAGAUGAGGACAGUAAAAUUAUGAUUAGUGAUUUCGGCUUAUCAAAAAUGGAAGACUCUGGAAUAAUGGCCACAGCGUGUGGUACACCUGGUUACGUAGCCCCAGAAGUUCUCGCACAAAAACCAUACGGCAAAGCGGUUGAUGUAUGGAGCAUAGGUGUUAUAUCUUAUAUACUAUUGUGUGGUUAUCCACCGUUUUAUGAUGAAAACGAUGCGAAUUUGUUUGCACAAAUAUUAAAAGGGGAAUUUGAAUUUGACUCGCCAUACUGGGAUGAAAUAAGUGAUUCUGCAAAGCACUUUAUACAGAAUUUAAUGUGUGUUAAUGUUGAAAAACGAUACACAUGCAAAAAAGCUCUAGCACACGCAUGGAUAUCCGGAAAUGCCGCAAGCAGCAAAAAUAUUCAUGGAACUGUUUCAGAGCAACUUAAAAAGAACUUUGCCAAAUCUCGCUGGAAGCAAGCAUAUUAUGCUGCAACUGUCAUACGUCAAAUGCAGCGUAUGGCUUUAAAUAGCAAUGCAGCAGGUAAUAGCAGCAAUGCAGUUAACCCAGAGCCUUCAUCUAUGACUUCUACAAUGGAAACAGAGCCAAGUAUAAUAACAACAAAUGAAACUGAUUCAGCCGAAGUAUCAACACCAUCCGCCAAUAUUGCUAAUCAAGAUGACAGUCAGAUGGAUUGUAAUGACACACCGUCAGUUGUGAAUGGGAGGACCCCGCCAAAAUAGAUUUUAUCUGAUCCUAUCUAAUAUAUUAAUGUAAACGACUUCAUCCUCACUUUUGAUUUUUCUUUUACAGAAUAUAUUUCUCUUAACUAAAUAAAAUACAAAUAAAAAGAAUAAUUAUAAGUAAUUGUUAUCCAAGCGAAUUCGUUAAUUUGUUAUACUGGUAUAUUAUUCGAACUUUGUUAAUUUAAAAAUUAAACUUAAAAAACAAAAUGCUUGUUAUUUAAAAUUAAAACAAAACAAAACAAACAAAAUAUAAAGAAGACAUCAUGAGAUUAAAAUGAACUUCAAAAAAAAAAAAAAAAAA
This is a messenger RNA of Episyrphus balteatus (marmalade hoverfly), 2882 nucleotides long. RefSeq names its product calcium/calmodulin-dependent protein kinase type 1 (gene CaMKI). The coding region runs from base 1325 to 2578 and encodes 417 amino acids. The record is from RefSeq and is a predicted model, not a curated record. The transcript is spliced from 11 exons. Gene Ontology annotation, biological process: protein phosphorylation. Gene Ontology annotation, molecular function: ATP binding; calcium/calmodulin-dependent protein kinase activity; calmodulin binding. NCBI's taxonomy places the organism in Eukaryota, Metazoa, Arthropoda, Insecta, Diptera, Syrphidae.